UAAGCCUCCAGCGGCUGGAAGGGUAGGAGGGAGAGUGCCUCAUGUCAGUCAGUGGCUGGAACUGCUCCGGUUAGUGUGGUCGAUGCUCUCUCUCUGUUAGCAGUCAAAAUGAAAACAAUAAAUUUCAUCCUCCUUGCAGUGUUUAUUCUCUAUUCAUGUCAACUUUCUCAUCAAACUGCAAGCCAAGAAACAGAUAUAGCUUCAAGUCAGACAUGGCCUGAAGGGAAUCCACAAGAUGCCUACAAGGAAGAAGAUAAAACAGAAGAAGAAACUAUCCGCAGGCCUCGAGGAAAAAGAAGGCGCAGGUUGCGAAAAAGGCAGAGGAACCACCAAGUAGAUGAAAUAGACAGGACAAACAACCCUGAACACAGCCAAGACAACUACUACGGCAGAAGCGAAUUUGAUAAUGAAGGUGUCACUCCUGUGGAAUAUCCUCGACGCAGGCCAGGAAAGAGAAGAAGAAGGCCAUACAGAAGAUAUCAAGAUGAUGAAAACAGCCCUCCAAAACCACUCAGGCGUAGAAGAAAAGGAGGAAGAAAGAAAAUAAGGCCAGAAAUCCAAGAAGAAAUAAUACCAACUGAAAUUCCUCAUGAAUCCAUAAGGAAUGAAGAAAAUUACGAAAUUGAAACAACAACCUCCUUACCGAAAAUCAGCCCUAAUAUAGAUGAAAAUUUAACAGAAGAAAAGGUGCUCAUUACUGAAGCAAACAUCAAAUCAUAUCAAACUACAAAUCAACCCAGCAUACAAAUUUCAAAUAAAGACUUGCAGGAUAGAAAACUAAUCAGUAAUACAGUAAGAACAGAAAAAGAUGAAAUAAAUAUAGAAAAACCAACGGCAUACGGGAAUAAAAUAUUUGAUCGAAAAAAAUUAUUUUCAAAUUCAAGACGAAUGCUACCCGUUACGUCAGCCGUAAUAAGGAGAUUAAGUCCUAACAGCAAACCAAAUACUUCUGAAAUCCCAAAUGAGCUAGUGAAAACAGAUCACAUUGAACAAGUAAAUGUUAACGUAACAGAAAAAAAUAAAAUUAUCACAAAACUUCACUCGUUUCCAGAACCUCAUGUAAUACCAACAGAAAUGAUAAAACCAGAAAUAUUAAUAGAAGAAAUGAUGAAAGCAGAAAAGAAGCAAGAACAAAAUGAUAGUACAGAAAAUGAUACUUUUGAAGGCGAAGAACCUAAUUAUCCUAAAAUAAUUCCUAAGCCUUUCUUAAAUAAAAGCAAAGUAUUAGAAACGACAACAAACUCAGUCACAGAAAACAUCGAAAUAAACCAAACAGAAAGCCCAACGACCAGUUUAGCAUUAAUUAAAAACAGGUCUAUGGAGGAAGAAUUCGAAAAAAUGAUAGAUAAUUUAGAUUUAAAAACAUUUAACUUGACAAACUUCAAUGAUUAUAUCUUAGAAUUAUUAAAAACUAAAAGUGGGAAAGAUUAUUUGUCGAAAAUACUUGAAUCGAGAAAUAUGACAUUGGCUCAACUUCUCGAACAUAGAGAAAAAGGUUCAAGCCAGUUUCAUUUGUUUGAAAUCUUUCCACAGAAAAAAAAUACUGAAGAAAAUACAACCAGAAUUACAACUUCUAUACAAAGUACUACAGUAACUUCAACUUCGACAUCAUCAACAACUCCCAAGGAGACAUUAAAUAAUAUAUUUCCUUCGGAAGAAGUAAUGGACUCAUUUCCUCCUAAAUUUAUAACAGAUGAAACAGAAAAUCUCGGGGAGAAAAUUGAAAAAAGAGUUAGUUGAGUCAACAAGCACAAGCACAAGAGAAAGUAGGGAGCCACGUUUGUUUGAAAGCAUGCCUGAAUUCACGACUGCGACCAUACCUUCGGCUAAGAAAGAAGAAAAGCCAACUUGGAGAGUAAUACCGAAUCCUAAAUUCAGACCAGUAUCAGUGAGAGGUAAAUAUGAAGAGAUACCGGUAAGUCAUAUUUUAAAUAAGCCACUUGAAAAUAAUGCAAAUGAUAUAUACAUAGUUGAUGAGACAGAAACGCAGACAAAUAAAAAGUAUAGCCGCACGAAUGGAGAGGGAGCCAAGAAAGACGGCUUCGGAAGCUUCAGGAAAAUACCCGUAGGAGUAAAAUCGGCAAUAAUCAUCAGUGGUAUAAUACUCGCUAUGGCAACGUUCGGUUUUCUUUCAUUGCUCAUUUCAUGUCGCGUGCGACAGAAAAGAUCAUUACUCAGGGCAAAACAGGAUCUCAUGUGCGAACAUCUACAGAAUGAGGACUUCAUGGCAAGUCAGCAGAGUUUAAGUCCAGUAUUAACGAAGCACCAACAGGCAUACAGCCAUCAUCACGGUCAUGACGCCCACACGAACCCCAACAACAGGCAUUACUACCUAUGGAGAACAAUCAGGAGAACUUUCAGAUAUGACUAAUAAACAAAACAGCAGAAAAGAAAAAAAAAAUGAUAGCAAGAAAUAUCAACAUUUGUUUCUGAAUGAUCUUGUAAUGGUAUUAAGAUUAUUCAAUAGAACAUUAAUUUUACAAUGUCUAUUGUUAAUAUUUAUACACUAAAUGUAGUCCCACCUAGAAGUAUAAGUAUAUUCCAAUGAACGGAAAGAAUAUUUUUCAAAAUAUUCAUUUUAUAUUGAGUGUUUUAUAAUAACAUAAUAUUUAUUUUAAUAUCAUGAUAGCUUUUGUAAUCGAAGUCCAUAU
Messenger RNA from Nezara viridula (southern green stink bug), 2651 nucleotides. The record is from the annotation of a GenBank genome assembly. NCBI's taxonomy places the organism in Eukaryota, Metazoa, Arthropoda, Insecta, Hemiptera, Pentatomidae.